Molecule: messenger RNA, 2111 nt
Organism: Cyprinus carpio (common carp)
Lineage: Eukaryota; Metazoa; Chordata; Actinopteri; Cypriniformes; Cyprinidae
Product: dnaJ homolog subfamily B member 11
Biological process (GO): protein maturation; protein folding
Cellular component (GO): endoplasmic reticulum
Molecular function (GO): misfolded protein binding
Source: RefSeq, a predicted model, not a curated record
UUUUACAGACAUAAAACAAAGAAAGCCGGUGUAUUUUAUUGGACUUCUGAUAGAAAGAAGGACCCAUGGCUGCUAGAGGAAUGAAAUUGUCGAGUGUUUGUUUUCUACUUUUUUAUGCGAUAUUGACAGUGCUGGCUGGGAGGGAUUUCUACAAAAUUCUGGGCGUUAGUAAAACAGCAUCGAUUAAAGAUAUUAAGAAAGCCUACAGAAAGCUGGCACUGCAGCUUCAUCCAGAUAGAAACCAAGAUGACCCAAAUGCCCAAGACAAAUUUGCCGACCUCGGAGCUGCUUACGAGGUGCUUUCAGAUGAGGAGAAAAGGAAACAGUAUGAUGCGUAUGGAGAGGAGGGGUUAAAAGAAGGCCAUCAAAGUUCACACGGUGAUAUAUUCUCCAGUUUCUUUGGCGACUUUGGAUUUAUGUUCGGUGGAAAUAGGCAGCCAACUGGCCGAGAUAUUCCGAGGGGUAAUGACAUAGUACUGGACCUUGAAGUAACCCUAGAAGAGGUGUAUUCAGGGAAUUUUGUAGAGGUGGUGCGAAACAAACCUGUAGCAAAAGAAGCCCCAGGCAAAAGAAAAUGCAACUGCCGGCAGGAAAUGAGAACCACGCAGCUAGGACCAGGUCGCUUCCAGAUGACACAAGAAGUAGUCUGUGAUGAAUGCCCCAAUAUCAAGCUUGUGAAUGAAGAGAGAACACUAGAGGUGGAGAUCGAGCAGGGUGUGAGAGAUGAGAUGGAAUACCCUUUCAUUGGGGAAGGUGAACCUCACAUUGAUGGUGAGCCUGGAGAUCUGCGUUUCCGCAUCAAAGUUUUAAAGCAUCCAGUGUUUGAGCGCAGAGGUGACGACCUUUAUACAAACGUCACCAUCUCUCUGGUAGAGGCUCUGGUCGGUUUUGAGAUGGACAUCACUCAUUUAGAUGGUCACAAGGUGCACAUUGUCAGAGAUAAAAUCACUAAGCCAGGAGCUCGUAUUUGGAAGAAGGGUGAGGGCUUACCAAAUUUUGACAACAACAAUAUCCGUGGAUCGCUCAUAGUCACCUUUGAUGUAGAUUUCCCCAAGGAGCAGCUUGAUGACCAGCAGAAAGAUGGUAUAAAGCAACUUCUGAAACAGGCACCAUCUCAGACGAUUUAUAACGGACUGCAGGGAUACUGACAAAUCUGCCAAAUAAAUCAGGACUGAUUGCCCUGUCCCUGUCUGCCCUUCACACACAUGCACACUGAGGAACAAGCAAUGGGUUGUAUUUAUUUUUUUCUGAUUGUUCUCAGGAAGGGCUGAAUAUGUUUUUUAUUUUAUUUUUUAUUAUUAUUUUAUUUCAUUUACAUUUUUAAAGGCCUCGUUUUCUCAUGGAAAGAUUUUUUUUUUUUGACUCAACAUGUUUCUGUUCAAAUUACUAUUUUUCCUUAUAUAGUCCCUGGUGUCAUACUUGGAGUAAGUAGUUCAAGACAUUUUUCAUCAGUUAAGUGUUUGGACGCUAACUUUCUGCUAUGACCAGUAAACCACCAUCCACUCAUGGAUCAGCAUAAUGAUUAGUGCCAGAUGACCUGAGACCUACUGCACCACAAAAACAGAAAGAGGACUGAAACUUUAAACCAGAGGACUAUUUAAACACCUUCCUCAGCAUUAUAUGUCAUCAAGAUUUUUUUCGUCAAAUCCUUUAAGAAAGAAACCGUUAUAUGAAUGUAAGUUCAUUGACCUUUCUCAACUUGGGCUCUUCGGUUUUUGGUCUGCUUGUUUUAAAGAACAGAAUCAUGUUUGGUUUGUGUGUUUGUGUGAGUGAAAUUGCCUUGUUCAGAUUUGUCGUCUGGCUACAUAUCUGUUUCCUUUGAGGCAUUUACUUGGGUUUUGAAGUUCAAACAGUAGACCUCUUAAACUGUACGGUUCAACUCUUUCCUGUGAAAUUUUAUGUGACAGACUCAUGUUCUUGUUUCUUUCGCAACCCAUCCUGAUGUUCAUUGGGUCUCUUCCUAUUUAGUAACUAUCCUUUGCUCAUUUGUGGACUGUACCAGAAAAAAAAAGAAAAGAACAACUUCUUAGGAUUACUUGUGCACAAGUGAAGGAAAUCUCAUUUGUCAUUUUCAAAUGAAAAUUAAAAGUUUCUAAUUAUGGUUAAAAAUG